Symphalangus syndactylus (siamang) is the source of this 8665-nucleotide messenger RNA. It is a transcript of the gene ATP7A, whose product is annotated as ATPase copper transporting alpha. Gene Ontology annotation, cellular component: membrane. The record is from RefSeq and is a predicted model, not a curated record. Gene Ontology annotation, biological process: monoatomic cation transport. Gene Ontology annotation, molecular function: ATP binding; copper ion binding; ATPase-coupled monoatomic cation transmembrane transporter activity. NCBI's taxonomy places the organism in Eukaryota, Metazoa, Chordata, Mammalia, Primates, Hylobatidae.
GCUGCCGCCGCCGCAGACGCGGCUACUGUGACUUCUCCGAUUGUGUGAGCUUUGUUGGAGCCUGCGUACGUGGAUUUAUCGCUGCCACGGUCUGCGUAGCUCCAGAGGUUUAACCAUAGGAUAGAGAAACCAGACUCCUCUUCAGCAUCUUCCCUGGGAAUUGCUGUGAGUUUAGGCCGGCCCGUUUUGAGCAGGAGCAGCAGCCGAACAGUAGACCUGCUGGAGGAAGUGGGGCUGCAGAUCGGAGACACAGCAUUUUCGUCACCCAAACCUCUUGAAGCCAUAUCUACAGUAUCAGCUCAAGUGGAAGAGCUUGCCGUCAAAUGAGUGUAAUGAGGAAAUCAAAAUGGAUCCAAGUAUGGGUGUGAAUUCUGUUACCAUUUCUGUUGAGGGUAUGACUUGCAAUUCCUGUGUUUGGACCAUUGAGCAGCAGAUUGGAAAAGUGAAUGGUGUGCAUCACAUUAAGGUAUCACUGGAAGAAAAAAAUGCAACUAUUAUUUAUGACCCUAAGCUACAGACUCCAAAGACCCUACAGGAAGCUAUUGAUGACAUGGGCUUUGAUGCUGUUCUCCAUAAUCCUGACCCUCUCCCUGUUUUAACUGACACCUUGUUUCUGACUGUUACGGCUUCACUGACUUUGCCAUGGGACCAUAUCCAAAGCACAUUGCUCAAGACCAAGGGUGUGACAGACAUUAAAAUUUACCCUCAGAAAAGAACUGUAGCAGUGACAAUAAUCCCUUCUAUAGUGAAUGCCAAUCAGAUAAAAGAGCUGGUUCCAGAACUCCGUUUAGAUACUGGGACACUGGAGAAAAAGUCAGGAGCUUGCGAAGAUCAUAGUAUGGCUCAAGCUGGUGAAGUCGUGCUGAAGAUGAAAGUGGAAGGGAUGACCUGCCAUUCAUGUACUAGCACCAUUGAAGGAAAAAUUGGGAAACUGCAAGGUGUUCAGCGAAUUAAAGUCUCCUUGGACAAUCAAGAAGCUACUAUUGUUUAUCAACCUCAUCUUAUCUCUGUAGAGGAAAUGAAAAAGCAGAUUGAAGCUAUGGGCUUUCCAGCAUUUGUCAAAAAGCAGCCCAAGUACCUCAAAUUGGGAGCUAUUGAUGUAGAACGUCUAAAGAACACACCAGUUAAAUCCUCAGAAGGGUCACAGCAAAGGAGUCCAUCAUAUACCAGUGAUUCAACAGCCACUUUCAUCAUUGAUGGCAUGCAUUGUAAAUCAUGUGUGUCAAAUAUUGAAAGUACUUUAUCUGCACUCCAAUAUGUAAGCAGCAUAGUAGUUUCUUUAGAGAAUAGGUCUGCCACUGUGAAGUAUAAUGCAAGCUCAGUCACUCCAGAAUCCCUGAGAAAAGCAAUAGAGGCUAUAUCACCGGGGCUAUAUAGAGUUAGUAUUGCAAGUGAAGUUGAGAGUGCCUCAAACUCUCCCUCCAGCUCAUCUCUUCAGAAGAUUCCUUUGGAUGUAGUUAGCCAGCCUCUGACACAAGAAACUGUGAUAAACAUUGAUGGCAUGACUUGUAAUUCCUGUGUGCAGUCUAUUGAGGGUGUCAUAUCAAAAAAGCCAGGUGUAAAAUCCAUACGAGUCUCCCUUGCAAAUAGCAAUGGGACUAUUGAGUAUGAUCCUCUACUAACCUCUCCAGAAACCUUGAGAGGAGCAAUAGAAGACAUGGGAUUUGAUGCUACCUUGUCAGACACGAAUGAGCCAUUGGUAGUAAUAGCUCAGCCUUCAUCGGAAAUGCCGCUUUUGCCUUCAACUAAUGAAUUUUAUACUAAAGGGAUGACACCAGUUCAAGACAAGGAGGAAGGAAAGACUUCAUCUAAGUGUUACAUACAGGUCACUGGCAUGACUUGCGCUUCCUGUGUAGCAAACAUUGAACGGAAUUUAAGGCGGGAAGAAGGAAUAUAUUCUAUACUUGUGGCCCUGAUGGCUGGCAAGGCAGAAGUAAGGUAUAAUCCUGCUGUUAUACAACCCCCAAUGAUAGCAGAGUUCAUCCGAGAGCUUGGAUUUGGAGCCACUGUGAUAGAAAAUGCUGAUGAAGGAGAUGGUGUUUUGGAACUUGUUGUGAGGGGAAUGACGUGUGCCUCCUGCGUACAUAAAAUAGAGUCUAGUCUCACAAAACACAGAGGGAUCCUAUACUGCUCCGUGGCCCUGGCAACCAACAAAGCACAUAUUAAAUAUGACCCAGAAAUUAUUGGUCCUAGAGAUAUUAUCCAUACAAUUGAAAGCUUAGGUUUUGAAGCUUCUUUGGUCAAGAAGGAUCGGUCAGCAAGUCACCUAGAUCAUAAACGAGAAAUAAGACAAUGGAGACGGUCUUUUCUUGUGAGUCUGUUUUUUUGUAUUCCUGUAAUGGGGCUGAUGAUAUAUAUGAUGGUUAUGGACCACCACUUUGCAACUCUUCACCAUAAUCAAAACAUGAGUAAAGAAGAAAUGAUCAACCUUCAUUCUUCUAUGUUCCUGGAGCGCCAGAUUCUUCCAGGAUUGUCUGUUAUGAAUUUGCUGUCCUUUUUAUUGUGUGUACCUGUACAGUUUUUCGGAGGCUGGUACUUCUACAUUCAGGCUUAUAAAGCACUGAAGCAUAAGACAGCAAAUAUGGACGUACUGAUUGUGCUGGCAACCACCAUUGCAUUUGCCUACUCUUUGGUUAUUCUUCUAGUUGCAAUGUAUGAGAGAGCCAAAGUGAACCCUAUUACUUUCUUUGACACACCCCCUAUGCUGUUUGUGUUUAUUGCACUAGGCCGAUGGCUGGAACAUAUAGCAAAGGGCAAAACAUCAGAGGCUCUUGCAAAGCUAAUUUCACUACAAGCUACAGAAGCAACUAUUGUAACUCUUGAUUCUGAUAAUAUCCUCCUCAGUGAAGAACAAGUGGAUGUGGAACUUGUACAACGUGGAGAUAUCAUUAAAGUAGUUCCAGGAGGCAAAUUUCCAGUGGAUGGUCGUGUUAUUGAAGGACAUUCUAUGGUAGAUGAGUCCCUCAUCACAGGGGAGGCAAUGCCUGUGGCUAAGAAACCUGGCAGCACAGUGAUUGCUGGUUCCAUUAACCAGAACGGGUCACUGCUUAUCUGCGCAACACAUGUUGGAGCAGACACAACCCUUUCUCAAAUUGUCAAACUUGUGGAAGAGGCACAAACAUCAAAGGCUCCUAUCCAGCAGUUUGCAGACAAACUCAGUGGCUAUUUUGUUCCUUUUAUUGUUUUUGUUUCCAUUGCCACCCUCUUGGUAUGGAUUGUAAUUGGAUUUCUGAAUUUUGAAAUUGUGGAAACCUACUUUCCUGGCUACAGUAGAAGUAUCUCCCGAACAGAAACGAUAAUACGAUUUGCUUUCCAAGCCUCUAUCACAGUUCUGUGUAUUGCAUGUCCCUGUUCACUGGGACUGGCCACUCCAACUGCUGUGAUGGUGGGUACAGGAGUAGGUGCUCAAAAUGGCAUACUAAUAAAAGGUGGAGAGCCAUUGGAGAUGGCUCAUAAGGUAAAGGUAGUGGUAUUUGAUAAGACUGGAACCAUUACUCAUGGAACCCCAGUCGUGAAUCAAGUAAAGGUUCUAACGGAAAGUAACAGAAUAUCACACCAUAAAAUCUUGGCCAUUGUGGGAACUGCUGAAAGUAACAGUGAACACCCUCUAGGAGCAGCCAUAACCAAAUACUGCAAACAGGAGCUGGACACUGAAACCUUGGGUACCUGCAUAGAUUUCCAGGUUGUGCCAGGCUGUGGUAUUAGCUGUAAAGUCACCAAUAUUGAAGGCUUGCUACAUAAGAAUAACUGGAAUAUAGAGGACAAUAAUAUUAAAAAUGCAUCCCUGGUUCAAAUUGAUGCCAGUAAUGAACAGUCACCAACUUCGUCUUCCAUGAUUAUUGAUGCCCAGAUCUCAAAUGCUCUUAAUGCUCAGCAGUAUAAAGUCCUCAUUGGUAACCGGGAGUGGAUGAUUAGAAAUGGUCUUGUCAUUCAUAACGAUGUAGAUGAUUUCAUGACUGAACAUGAGAGAAAAGGUCGGACUGCUGUAUUAGUAGCAGUUGAUGAUGAGCUGUGUGGCUUGAUAGCCAUUGCAGACACAGUGAAGCCUGAAGCAGAACUGGCUAUCCAUAUUCUGAAAUCUAUGGGCUUAGAAGUAGUUCUGAUGACUGGAGACAACAGUAAAACAGCUAGAUCUAUUGCUUCUCAGGUUGGCAUUACUAAGGUGUUUGCUGAAGUUCUACCUUCUCACAAGGUUGCUAAAGUGAAGCAACUUCAAGAGGAGGGGAAACGGGUAGCAAUGGUGGGAGAUGGAAUCAAUGACUCCCCAGCUCUGGCAAUGGCUAAUGUGGGAAUUGCCAUUGGCACAGGCACAGAUGUAGCCAUUGAAGCAGCUGAUGUGGUUUUGAUAAGGAAUGAUCUUCUGGAUGUAGUGGCAAGUAUUGACUUAUCAAGAAAGACAGUCAAGAGGAUUCGGAUAAAUUUUGUCUUUGCUCUAAUUUAUAAUCUGGUUGGAAUUCCCAUAGCUGCUGGAGUUUUUAUGCCCAUUGGUUUGGUUUUGCAGCCCUGGAUGGGAUCUGCAGCAAUGGCUGCUUCAUCUGUUUCUGUAGUACUUUCUUCUCUCUUCCUUAAACUUUACAGGAAACCAACUUACGAGAGUUAUGAACUGCCUGUCCGGAGCCAGAUAGGACAGAAGAGUCCUUCAGAAAUCAGCGUUCAUGUUGGAAUAGAUGAUACCUCAAGGAAUUCUCCUAAACUGGGUUUGCUGGACCGGAUUGUUAAUUAUAGCAGAGCCUCUAUAAACUCACUACGGUCUGAUAAACGCUCCCUAAACAGUGUUGUUACCAGUGAACCUGAUAAGCACUCACUCCUAGUGGGAGACUUCAGGGAAGAUGAUGACACUGCAUUAUAAAAGGCCAUGGAGAGUGCUGCCAGUUUAACUUAUCAUGCACUGACACAGCAUUCAUGAUGUUACCUUCACUUUUCAAAAUAUUGUAGAAGGAUUUUAUGUUGGUCUCAUGCUCUUAUAUUAGGGAUUCUAUUUGAGUUGCGUUUAUCUGUUGGCAAAAAUAUCUUUUUCAAGGCAUCAGCUCUGAACCUAGCUUUAUUUAAACUGAAUUUCCAGUAUAUUUUUGUUUUCACUAACAACAGAUAAGGUAGAGCAGUGAGGUUUACAACAAGCCCUACAAUUAGAGAUUGCUGAACUGCUGCCAAAGUGAUAUAUUUUUUAUUUGACCAAAAAAAAAGAGGCCCAAGAAGAAGAAAAUGAAAAAUUUGAAGAUUUGAGAGCAUGAAGAUAUUCAUGCUUUUGAAUUCAAAAUAUUGAAGAUACUCUCAAGCCUGUAUCCCUGCCCCAUUGGGGAGCAAUGACUUUCAAAGCACUGUGUAUAAAACAUCUAGUUUUAGAGGGAAACAGUUGAAACUGUUUAAAAAUAGAUGUGCCUUAUUUAUUGCAGGCUUUCUUUCCCCCAUUCUCCCUGCAUCCUUGUCCUUGCAGGUGCUUUUUUAGAUGCUCCAGUAUGUCUUCUUUUGUUAUUUUCUUUCGAGCUAACCAAGUUUAGGUGGUUUUUCAUUGAUUAAAAAUAACUGACAACUGUUCUAAUAUUUUGCUCCUUUUUAAAUUUUGUAGCUCAAAAGACCUUAAAGGUCUGUAGGGUUCCCUGCCUCCCAUCUUUCCACUGUUGUAAAAAGUAUAUCAAAUUAUUCCUUCAAGUUUCCUAUCUCUGUGCUCAGUUUCAGUUCACUCCUGCCAAGUUGGGCUUUAAGUUGUUCUUCAUGUAGUCUGUUGAUCUCAGUCCGGAAACUUAACAUUAUUAGCCUCUUCUGCUCAAAAGAUUUUCAAAGAUUAAAACUAUUAUACAUAUACAGGUCAUAUAAAAUUACCUGGAUUCACUAAAUUUGUUUGUUGUCGUUGUUGAGACAGAGUCUCGUUCUGUAGCCCAGGCUGGAGUGCAGUGGCACCAUCUUGGCUUGCUGCAAUCUCUGCCUACAGGAUUCAAGGAAUUCUCCCUGCCUCAGCCUUCCAAGUAGCUAGGAUUACAGGCGCCUGCCACCACACCCGGCUAAUUUUCAUAUUUUUCAAUAGAGAUGGGGUUUCGCCACGUUGGCUAGCCUGGUCUUAAACUCCUGACCUCAGGUGAUCUGCCCGCCUUGGCCUCCCAAAGUGCUGGGAUUACAGGUGUGAGCCACCAUGCCCGGCCUAAAUUUGUAUUUUUUGAAUUGAGUAUAAUCACUUUGCUAGUAUAUAUAAUUUAAUAGAUUUUAUUUAUCUUUUAGUGUUUCAGAUAACCUCUCAAAAAGACUUUAAAAUAAUGCUAUUACACAAAGCUGCAUUUACCAAAAAAUACAGUAAAAUCAUAAUACAGAAACUAAAAUUUCCCUAGGUUAUGAUGCUUUUUAGCCAAACAUAUACUUUUCUCUAGUUUAAAACAUUUGAACUUGCCUAGUUAGUGUGGUUGGCAAAUUUAGGAGCUCGUUCCCAUUGCCAAAUGGAUUUAGAAAUUCCCUUGUGAGUGCCUGGUAGCUAAUACGCUGGUCAGAGAUCUGGUACUUGUAAGACUAUUUAAAUUUCUUUGUUAGUUGCAAGAUGGAUUUCAUAUGCAGAAUAUGUAAAUGAAGAGGACUCAUAAGUAAAUUCCUAACAUUUUGUUCCCAUUACCAUAAGCAAAGCUGCUGCUAACCCAACAUCUGGCACGUAGAAUUUGUACUCGGUAAAUGUUAGUUCUUUUCUCCCCUUGAGGUCAGUAAUAAAUACAAAAAAUCAUUUUUCUAGAGCAGAGUCUUAAAAUCAAGUGGGGGUAGGGGAUGGAGUUCUUCCUUUCCUACCCCUUUUCUCUUUUAUCCUUUCAUAUAUACACACACAAAGUUUACAACCUUAUUCCAUGCUGUCUUUCAGAUUUAGAAAAGAUCUAAUUUCUGUCUCAGCUGUCUUAAAGAGAGAACUGAAGCUUUUGAUGAAGGUGCUAUUAAUCUAGAAAGGCAAACCCAUUUCACUGAAAUAUCAAUGAGUUUGUAUAUCUAGGCCCUUUUUUUAGACCAAUGCCUAUGCCAUCCUCCAUGCUUUCAGCUUGACUUUUAUUAUUUAUUAUUUUAAUUCCAUUGGCCCAUCUUAUAACACAACUUGUUUCUUCUAGAAGACACAGCUGAUAGGGCAAAUGUUGAAAAAAGAAGCAUCCCUCCUUCUCCCUCCCACCCACCUCAAGCAGUUGAACACAACCAGUUACUCUUCCAUUAUUGUGUGUACCUUUGAGUCAUCCUCUUGGUCUUGUAUUCAUAUUGUGGGACAGUGGGAAUAGCAGCUUAUAGUAUUGAAAUAAUCAAAGAGAUAAUUUCAGCUCUUACAACAAGAACAGAAAACAUGCUAAUUAGAAAGAGUCCUGCUUUAAGUAAUAUGUAGCCACAUUUGAAUCCUCUACCACAAGUCUUUUUUGCAAUCUUGAACUUUCAUUAGCUUCAAAGAGAAGCUGUAUUUAUAGGAGAAAGAGGUGAUUAUGGAGGGAAUAAAAAACACUGCUUUCAGUUAGUAGCUAGCUUUAGGUCAGGAGUUAAUAAUGAGAAAUUUUAUAAAUGUGUGUUUGUGUGUAUUCACAAACAUAUAUAUAUACACACACAUAUAUAUGUACAUACACGUACAUAUAUAUUACCAUACCGAAGGGAAAUGGAUUUAUAUUUGAAUUUGAUAUUUGAAUAUUUGAAGUUCUCUAUUUGUAUUUCAUUUAUCACUCUUCUGUAUUCACUCAGCAACCGUGCCCUUAGUCUGAAGAUAACAAGGAUACUUUAGUAUCCAGUGCCAGUUCAGACUCACCUAUGUGGCACCUUAAACUUAAAUAUCCAAAGAUGCCUUUUGAAUUUCAAAGAUUAAAACACAACUAGAGUAGUAGUGUUGUAGUCUCAAGAUGUAUGGUGUGUCAUUUGUGAAAAUAGAAAUGUUAUUUUUCCUAGUUUAGUAUCAACAUUUUAGAAUGUCAAAUUUGAUGCCUUGUGAACAAGUAAUUUUAUAUUGUGCUUUAAUUUUUUAAAAAGUAUUCUUUAUUCAUAUGUAUAGGAUGCUUAAAAUAGCACUGUAGACAAGAUGUUUCCAAAACUUUACGUGCACAUAUCUUUUCUGUAUACAGCUUAAAAUCAAAAAUGUAUGUUAAGAUAAUUUUUUCUAUUACUUAUGGAUCAUGCUUUAAAAUGAUUUUUCUUGAUAUUUAUUUUACUCCAUUUUGUUUUUUUCUCUGGGUGAGGCAUCUGGUUACUGGUUAUUUUAAAAAGAAUAAAGACAUUCCUGGAAUCACUCUUUUUGGGUUUUUGUUUGUUUUGUUUCUUUUCUACAUUUUUAAGUAUUAUUUUACAAAAUAGAAAAAAUAUAGAUUCAUGUCAAAUUAUUACCUAUUUUUACACUAACUUUCUGCAGUCCCUCCAUCUGGUAUGAGUAACCAGAUAGAGCACAAAGCAUGAGUUCUUGUUCUUCAGUUAAAAAAGCUUCUUUCACAGUGUUGAUAACAAAUGCCUUUUGUAGCCAGAACCAGGCGUCUCAACCUUAUGUUUUUAGUUAAAGAAAUGUUUAGCUAAACAUUGUUGAACAUUGAUUGUUUGGUACCCAAAACAGCAGUGGACGAUGUUGUGCAAUAUCCAUCUACUGUGGUUAAGAUAUUCAGUAGUUUGUUUUUCAUAAGCAUGUAAUUGAUCAUAUUUCUGCCAAGGAUGUGCCUUCAACUUUAUAAUUAUAGUGUUAUAAAAUUUU